AUGAAUCAAUUUAAGCCUUUAUUUAUAAGAGAUCGGAAAGAUGAUGAUAGCUACGCCUUGGAAUUCUUCCGCCUUAAUAAGGCUGCCAACUCACAGCCCUGUAUUCGCAUCGGCGGUCGCCAUGAUGAUCUAAAUGAGGUGGGAUAUGACACCUCUCAUCACACAAUGUUUGAAAUGCUUGGAAAUUGGUCAUUUGGUGCCUAUGGGAAGGAGGUCGCCUGUCGUCAGAUGUGGCAAUUUUUGACAGGUGUUCUCGGCUUACCCCCGUCAUGCCUCUACGUCACUUACUUUGGAGGCAGUGAUGUACUCGGUCUACCUGCUGAUGAUGAGUCGCGAGAUAUAUGGCUUAGUCUUGGUGUAAGCGAUCAGAAGUUGUUGGCGUUUGGAGCUGAGUACAACUUCUGGCGUGCGGAUCAAGCUAGUGGAGGUGGUCUUUGUGGUCCCUCAACGGAGAUUCAUGUAGACUUCGCUGCACUUUCCGGUCUCAGGGAUCUCAAUUGCGCGCGUUGUAUGGUAAAUGGUGGGGGGGCACGAAUAGUUGAGCUUUGGAACUGUGUCUUCAUUACUCAUCGGAUAGUGGAAGAGACUGAUUCUCGGAGUGUUCUUCUUCCCCUCUCCUAUCUGUCUGUCGAUACCGGUAUGGGCCUUGAACGACUGACCUCUGUCAUGCAGGGUACAAUGACCUCGUACGACACUGAUUUGUUCAUGCCCCUCUUAGACUUUAUUCAUUCGGAGGCAUUGCGGAUUACGGGUCAUUCAAUUCCAUCUUACAGCAGUUACUACAUUCUUCCUGCAGAAUCAGAAUCAGAAUCAUCUGGUCAAGGAAAAGCUGAAUCAGACUCUUCUAGUCCCAGGCACACCAAGCUCAGCAAUUUCUCGAAUUUGCUGCGAACUUUUCAUCUUGGUUAUGAGGCGCCUGAUAAACAGAUGGCUGAAACGAAUCAUUCCACUGUGGCAAGCGCACCACCGAUAGAUUAUGAGGUUCUUCACCGUGACGUGGCUUACCGUCUUGUAGCAGAUCACAGCCGAUCCAUUAGUCUUGCCCUACAAGAUGGUCUGCUGCCGGGCAGGCAGGGCGUUGGAUUGAAAUUGCGUCAUCUCAUAUGCCGAGCUACUCGAGCCGCUGUUCUCACCGGUCUUGACUCCUCUACAAAACCAUAUCUUUUGCAACGCGUCAUUGCCCAAAUUCCCCCCCUUGCUCCCUUCUCAUCCGAUAUUGAAGGUCCCUUGGCUCGUUCCUCUUCACCACUUCUUUCUUCUGAACAGGUAACUGAAGUGAUUGAAAAAGAAGUGUGUCGAUUUAUUCCUCGAAUUAGUAAACUUGAAGAUGCGUUUAACACCUGUCUUCGUGAUGUCGAUGAAGAGGGUUCUUUGUCAGAUCAUCAAGUGGAGGGACUUCUUGAAGGACGCUACGGUGAACCGGUUAGCUGGGACAUUAUUUGUGCUCAGGCUCGGUGGUAUGGUUUAAAGACUCCGUCUGGACCGCCCCAGCCGAAGGCUGGUAGGCGGUCGUCGGUGUCGCCCUCCUCCUUCCAGUCACCGGACAUCUCUAACCGGCUGCGCAAGCUCCUUGAGGGCCUACCCGCCACUCAUGAUCGCAACAAAUACCAAAUCAAUCGUGUGCUUCGAGCCACGUCGUCAUCACCCGGCUGUGACUUAUCGCACAUUUAUGAUCACUUCCUCAUAAUCGUCGUUUGGUAA
Hydatigera taeniaeformis is the source of this 1701-nucleotide messenger RNA. The record is from the annotation of a GenBank genome assembly. Lineage: Eukaryota; Metazoa; Platyhelminthes; Cestoda; Cyclophyllidea; Taeniidae.